AUGAAGGGCUUUAAGAAGGUGUGGAACGUUGUCAAGCGCCGCAAGGCCAGCAUCUUGCACCCACUUCUAGUGGGUAAGAGCAGGAUCAUCAGCGGCGUGGAAAAGGCCGCUAAGAAAGGGCGCCGUCGCCUCUCGACAUGGCGCAAGAGCAAGAAGGAGGCCUGGGGGUUCAACCGGGUCUAUCCCCAUGAGCCGCCUGAGCGGCCUCGUGAAAGUUCGUCCCUGUCCGGAGUGACGACUGGUGGAGAGGAGGAGGACGAUAGCGACGACGAGUUGAGCGAACGCUCCAUGGGCCUCACUAGCCCUGACAACAGGGAGGACGACAUCGCCGGGCUGACCGUUCUAAAAGGCAUAGACCCUACACAGCUCGCUAUCCAGUCCUCGCAAGACAAUGCGGAUGGUAGCACUGUGACAUGGGUCCCUAAUUCGCACCGCCUUGUCGUCAGGCCUCAGCGUGAGCCAACUCGGCAAAUGGGGUCGCCAUAUGUCCAUGUGGUCCCGUUGGAGAGGUCCCUACCGUCGCUCUCGACGCUCGAGCUGUAUUUGCCGCCGAACGAGGAAGCCAGCACUCCGGGGCGCCGUUCACCUGCCCUUUAG
Messenger RNA from Penicillium brasilianum, 597 nucleotides. The record is from the annotation of a GenBank genome assembly. NCBI's taxonomy places the organism in Eukaryota, Fungi, Ascomycota, Eurotiomycetes, Eurotiales, Aspergillaceae.